Messenger RNA from Symbiodinium necroappetens, 1221 nucleotides. The record is from the annotation of a GenBank genome assembly. Lineage: Eukaryota; Dinophyceae; Suessiales; Symbiodiniaceae.
AUGGAGAAGCCUGUGGCUUUGCUGCUGGCCUUGUCGGCCAUGUUCCUCUGGGGUUCCUGGGCCAACACGCUCUUGUUAUCCCGCACCCGUUUCGAGUUGUACUUCUUCGACUAUGUGCUCGGCCAUCUCCUGGCAGGUUGUUUACUGCUGCAGGACGCGGCACCUUCUCUGCAGGCUGCAGCCGGAGAUGCUUCUGGCAUUGUAGUCUUCGUGAUCAGUGCUCUGGCUGGCGUCCUUUUCGCCGUAGGCUCACUACUAGCUGUCGCUUCCAUCGAUCUGGCUGGCAUGGCUCUGCCGACCAUCAUCUUGCUGGGUGUGGAGAUGGCCCUGGGCGUACCGUUUCUUCUCUUCGUGGAGGGUUGGGGCUCAGCAGAGCACGUGCUUCUGUCCUUCGCAGGUGUGCUUGCUGUUCUGGUUGCGACGUUGCUCGACGGCUGGUGCCACUGGAAUCUGCAAAAGGACGGCGCCUCGGAAGAGCAGCGAGACCCGCCUCCUUGUUUUGGAUGUAUCUCGAGUCAAUUCAGCAGCUUGAGCUUUUGGUCCUUCCGGGCUACCUCCGUGGCCGCUGGCUCCUUCGCCCGGAGCCUGAACUCCACGGCAGUGACUUUCCUGACCCACGGCUCUGCACUGCCCAUCAGCUCUAUCGGCUCCCAGCAGGUGCUGACGGUGUCGGGCGGCUGGGCCAAUGCCCGCGCAGUGAAGCGCGGGAAUCUGGGCCUCACGUUUGCGGCUAUCGGAGGCUUCUGCUUCGCACUCUGGCCCUGCAUAAGCUCCUGCGUCGAGGGGCAGACGCAGUGGGGCAAUGCUUUUGCUACCCAGCUCAAUGCAUCGGCCUUCUUCUUUGUUUAUGCCGUAGGUGCGCUGCUGGCCGCCCUGCUGCUUUUGCCGCCCUUGUGCCGGUGGCCGCUGCACUCAGGUGUCAGCUUGAGCUUUUGGUCAAGUUACCUGGAGCUGCGCGCUUGGAACCACUUUCUGGGCUUGGCCGGUGGCUUCGCGCAUGGAUGUGGAUCCAUGCUCUCCCUGCAAGCAGGCCGUGCCCUGGGCAAUACCGUGGCCUUGUCCAUCACUCGCUGCCAGCCACUGGUCUGUGCCACUUGGGCGGUGCUCAUCUGGGGCGAGAUGCAAGGCGCAGGAAGGAAGACCGGCUGCCUCUUUGCCAGCAUGCUCUUGGCGUUUACAGCGGCGGUGGUGCUGUUUCUGCUCGCGGGACUCAGUGGCUGA